UGCGCUUGCUCGAGCUACGGGUGAGCGUGCUUAUCGAGGACCUGCCUGUUGGUUUCGUUUGAGCUGUUUCUUUGGGCUGGUUUCGUCUGCUUGUGGAGUGAGAAAAGCAUACCAUACCUUCCUCUGCCCAUUGCACCUACCUACCACCACCACUACUACUACCCAUCUACUACUAUCCGGCCCGUUCGAAUCGAAUCGACGACACGAUACACACGAUGAAGACGAUUCUCAGCGCCUCGCUCGCCGUGACCGGCGCCGUCGGCGUCGCGCAAAACAUCCUCUACAGCCCCGACAACUACGCCUUCAACGCGCUGGAGCACCUGUCGGGCAUCGCGCCGUACUUCGACCCGCAAGACCCGACGCUGGACCCGGCGCCGCCGCAAGGGUGCAACGUGACGCGGGCGGCGUACCUAGUGCGGCACGCGGCCAUCUACGCCAACGACUUCGACUACGAGAGCUACGUCGAGCCCUUCACGGACAAGCUCAAGAACAGCAGCGUCGACUGGAAAGCGACGGCGGGCACGGCCGCGCCCCUCGACUUCCUCAAGGAUUGGCAGAGCCCCGUCGAGGACGGCGACCUCGAAGAGCUCACCAAAAUCGGCAUGCUCGAGAGCAUGAGCCUGGGCGUCGAGCUCAAUCGCCGCUAUCUCGGCUUCCGCCCGCCCCAGAAGAUCUGGACCAGCACCGCGGAGCGCACGGUCAAAAGCGCGCAGAGCUUCAUCGCGGGGCUGGACCGGCAGGCCAACGAGAGCGCCGUCGUGCAGGUCAGCGAGGGCAAGAAGGAGGGCGCCGCGUCCCUGACGCCGUACAAGGGGUGCCCGGCAUACAGUUCUUCGCGCGGCUCGGAGCAGUCCUCGGCCUGGGUCAAGAAGUACACGGCGCCGAUCCUGGCGCGCCUGCGCGCUGCCGCGCCGCAGUUCAACUGGACCAGCAGCGACGUCUACGGCAUGCAGCAGCUGUGCGGCUACGAGAGCGUCAUCCGCGGCUCUUCGCCCUUCUGCGACCUCAAGCUGUUCUCGCCCACCGAGUGGCUGGCCUUCGAGUACGCCAACGACCUCAUGUACUUCCACAACACGGGGUACGGCAACGAAGUGAGCGGGCACAUCGGCUUCCCGUGGGUCAACGCGACGGUGGACGCGCUACUCAACGACGAUGACAGCGCCGCGUCCGCCCAAGACCUCUACGUCUCGUUCACGCACCGCGAACUCCCGCCCACGGUGCUCGUCGCGCUCGGCCUCUUCAACAACACGGCCUUCAGCGCGUCGGACAACCAGAACGCCACCAUGCCCACCGACCGCGUCAACUACCGCCGCGCCUGGCGCAGCAGCCACAUGCUGACGUUCCUGACCAACAUUGCCGUCGAGCGCAUGAGCUGCGACAGCUACGGCUUCGAGGACGCCGGCUCCGACUUCUUCCGCGUCCUCGUCAACAACAGCCCCCAGCCCCUGCUGGGCUGCGAUGAUGGCCCUGGCGAGACCUGCGCCCGCGCUACGUUCGAGAAGUGGAUCGCUGAGCGCGGCCAGAUGUUUGGCCAGUUUGGCGAGAAGUGCGGCGUCGAUUACGAUAACUCGACGAAUGUGCUGGGCAUUUAUAACGCUUAGAGAGAGGGCGUGUGCGUGGAGGGGUAAUGUCUAAUGAGUAAUGCUACGAUUUGUAUAUUUGUGUAUAUUGAGGAGGCUUUUGCAGUCUUGGGC
Messenger RNA from Aplosporella prunicola CBS 121167, 1694 nucleotides. RefSeq lists its product as uncharacterized. Bases 216 to 1601 code for a protein of 461 amino acids. Lineage: Eukaryota; Fungi; Ascomycota; Dothideomycetes; Botryosphaeriales; Aplosporellaceae. The transcript has a single exon. The record is from RefSeq and is a predicted model, not a curated record. Gene Ontology annotation, cellular component: fungal-type cell wall. Gene Ontology annotation, molecular function: acid phosphatase activity.